GCAUUUGAAAUCGAUGCAACCUUGCAAUAUUCAAAGAAAUUGAUCCAUCUUCUAAUUACUGUAAUGCACUUUGAAAUCCCAAAGCAUUUUGGAUAGGUUGGAUAGUGCAUAUGUCCACAUAUAAACGUGGGAGGCUGGAGAGGCAUUUGUCCGUGCUUGCUUCCUUGAAAAAUAAAUUCCCAAGCACACUCGCAAGUCCCACCCAAAGGCAAACUGCAACACUUUGUUCGCCGUCCGUCGCUCAGCCACAACGGAGCGCUUUCCGAGCCAGCGAGCUGAUGCACGGGCAUCGGGGCAUGGUCUGCACCCGCAAUCUCCCCUCCUCGCCCUUCGCCGCCGGCUUCCCCUCCUACCGGCGACUCACCGCAACCUCUCGCGGUCGGGGCGCUCCCGAUGCACGGCCCGCGUCCUCCGCCGGGAGUAGUUCAUUCGCCGCCUCGUCUCUGCCGCGUCUCAGAACGCAGGGCAGCAAGAGAACAGGGGCAUGGCACCCAAAAGUGAUUGGAAAUGAGAGAGAGGUCAUUGUUAGCGGCAGUAGGACUUCUUCGAAGCGAUUCACGUGGAGCAAAGAGAGGACCAAGUUCCUCACCAAUUACUUGAUGGAACAGGCUUCAGAUGCUAAGGGAAAAGAUGCAUUGUUCAGGGAGGAUACUCUGGUAGAAGCUGCAGAGGCUGUUUCUCGGCAGUUUCAGCGGGAGUGCGUCGUCGCCGAUGUGCAAAGGAGAUUGACAACUCUGAGGGAGAAAUGGCGAAGGAUAGAGAAGAUGAAAGCCCUUAGUUCUGCGUCAUGGGAACGUGCUACUAGGACGAUAAGCAUGCGACAAGAUGAUAACCAGCAGUAUGCCAUGGUUCAUCCGAAGGAUUCAGGGUUGCUGAAUAGGCCUAUUGAAGAUUAUGAUGAGCUUUCUUUCAUCUUCAGUGAUGAAUAUGAUCCAUCAGCAGAUGAAAUUCAAUUGAAAAAGGACCAAAACGCCCAUUCUGUUGAUAGUAAGAUAUUUGACGAUCCCAUGGAGCAGAAGACAGCUAGUGAGGACAUCGGCUACUUAGUUCUGAAGAUUGGGGAGUUAAUAGAUGCUCUAAAAAGCUUAAAGCCCAGAGACUUCGCCGACGACUUGUGGAAAGCAGUUACAGCUUGCGGUUACAACGAGAGGAUGUCAAUCACCGCAUUCGAGUAUUUUCUGAAGAACGAGGUUGAAGGGAAGAUUUUCCUUGUGCGUAGCCCAGACCUUCGCAAGGAUUGGCUAGUUAAGUUCUUCUCUAGCCUUCUGUGACCAUUCUUGAUCUGUUCUAUCCAGCAGUUUAGCCACUUUACUCAUUUUAUUAGGAACCGCACUUCAAUUUUUCAAAUGACGAGUAUCAUUGUGGAAGCUCUGAUGAAUGUAUGGACAGAAAAUAGCCUCAGCACACAAGUACAAUGGUAAAAUGAAAUUCAGAUGACGAA
Molecule: messenger RNA, 1441 nt
Organism: Phragmites australis (common reed)
Lineage: Eukaryota; Viridiplantae; Streptophyta; Magnoliopsida; Poales; Poaceae
Exons: 4
Coding region: 111-1271 (386 amino acids)
Source: RefSeq, a predicted model, not a curated record